Molecule: messenger RNA, 1626 nt
Organism: Ricinus communis (castor bean)
Lineage: Eukaryota; Viridiplantae; Streptophyta; Magnoliopsida; Malpighiales; Euphorbiaceae
Product: transcription factor TCP4
Exons: 2
Coding region: 5-1267 (420 amino acids)
Biological process (GO): regulation of secondary shoot formation
Cellular component (GO): nucleus
Molecular function (GO): DNA-binding transcription factor activity; sequence-specific DNA binding
Source: RefSeq, a predicted model, not a curated record
AAAAAUGGGAGAGAGCCAACGCCAACACCAACAGCAACCAGCAAGAUCGUCAAGAUUGGGGACAAGAAACACAGUAGGCGAGAUAGUGGAGGUUCAAGGAGGCCACAUUGUCCGCUCAACCGGAAGAAAAGAUCGUCACAGCAAAGUCUGCACAGCAAAAGGACCCAGAGACCGGCGUGUACGGCUCUCAGCCCACACUGCAAUCCAGUUCUAUGAUGUUCAAGAUCGCCUUGGUUAUGACCGUCCCAGCAAAGCUGUAGACUGGCUAAUCAAGAAAGCCAAGGCUGCCAUAGAUGAGCUCGAGGAGCUUCCCGCCUGGAAUCCAACUACUGCUGUCGCUAAAGACAGCACUCAGAUAGGUGACGAGAGAGACUAUCAACUUCCCGUGGAAAAUAAUCUUGACGCUAUUGGCGGUAAUACAAAAACACCUGCAGCAACUGCAACAACGACGACAACAGCAGCAGAUGUUCAAGGAAUAGAGCAGCAGCAACAUUUAGCAGAAAAUCCGAACAACAGUUCGAGUUUUUUGCCGCCAUCAUUGGACUCAGAUGCGAUUGCAGAUACAAUAAAGUCAUUUUUCCCAAUGGGUGCAACAGCAGAGACAACACAGUUUCAGAGCUACCCGCCGGAUUUGCUAUCGAGAACAAGUAGCCAAAACCAAGAUCUGCGCUUGUCACUGCACUCAUUUCAAGAACCAAUUCUUUUACAGCAACAGCAUCAUCAUCAUGGCCAUGCUCAAAACGAACAGCAAGUCUUGUUAUCAUCUGGAACUGCCGCCCAUCAUUUCGGAUUCGAUGGGUCGUCUGCUGGGUGGUCUGAGCACCACCAGAACCACUCAGCAGAUAUCGCCAGAUUCCAGAGAAUGAUUGCCUGGAAUGCUGCUGCUGCUGCUGUUGAUGCAACUGAUACUGGGAGUGGUGGAACAAGUGGCAGUCGAGGUGGAGGAUUUAUCUUCAACCCGAUACUGCCGCAAACGGUGUCGCCAACACCACUUUUGCAGCCGUUAUUCGGCCAAAGCAACCAGUUUCUUUCUCAGAGGGGACCCCUUCAGUCCAGUAACAUGCCUUCUAUUCGUGCUUGGAUAGAUCCAGGAGCCGAUCAUCAUCAUCAUCAUCACACCCAAAUCUCACAACUUCAUCAUCAUCACCAACAAUCAUUCGGUGGAAUCUCUGGAUUUCGUGUUCCAGCACGUAUUCAAGGCGAAGAAGAGGAGCAUGAUGGCAUUCACAACAAGCCGUCCUCUGUUUCCUCUGAUUCUCGCCAUUGAUUGAUCAAUAGGACCCAACACUCUCACCUCUAGUUAUAGGGAGGGCUUAUUUACUCACUGUCUUCUGCUAGGAGACCAACAUAUGGAUUCAAGAAGAGUUUGGAGGAGAGAUUUUGUCCAAUUAUAAGAUGAUUCAAUGGUAAAAAGUUAUCACUGGAAGAGAAAGAUCUGAGUAUGGAUAAUUCAGGUUUUUCGAUUCCGGGUUUGUUCAGUUUAAGCUUUACUUUCAUUUGCUAUUAGACGUUCCAAGUUCUUGUUUCAUUUCCAUGUUUGAGUAAGCUUUCAAAGCUAGACUUUCUUUGAUAUGUGUUUGAAUUGACUAUUAUUAUUAUGUUUGCUAAUACUCUUUUGUGUGGUUA